Molecule: messenger RNA, 1044 nt
Organism: Penicillium salamii
Lineage: Eukaryota; Fungi; Ascomycota; Eurotiomycetes; Eurotiales; Aspergillaceae
Source: the annotation of a GenBank genome assembly
AUGAUGUCAACACAUACCGUCUUCAGGUUCCCAACUCGCAAUGAUGUCGAGGACAUUGUCUCAGUCCAGGAGGAAAUACCUUCUCUUUCAAAACAUGAAGUCCUCAUCAAAGUUCGCGCAGUCUCUCUGAACUCGAGGGAUGUCCAAAUUGCAACUUCCACAUACCCUGCCUACGUAAAGGAGAACCCAAUUCCUUUUUCGGACGCUGCAGGAGACAUUGUGGCCGUCGGAAAUGAAGUGCGAGAUCUUGCCAAGGGGGACCGAGUGGUGGUCUCUUUUGAUAUCACUCAUCAAUACGGGCCCCAGAAGGACUUCCUCACUUGUCAGGGGGGUGGUGUCGAUGGAGUUCUCGCACAAUACAUUGCCCGUCCUGCUUCAAGUGUCGUGAGAGUCCCAGCUAGCGCACCGCAGAGCUACAGCGAGCUGGCUUCCUUGGUUUGCACGGGUGUGACAUCUUGGAACGCACUCUAUGGAAACGUGCCUCUUAAACCCGGCCAGACGGUUCUCGUUCAAGGUACCGGUGGUGUAGCGAUGACUGCACUUGUUCUGGCCAAAGCAGCCGGUGCGACAACCAUUGUCACUUCGUCCAGUGAUGAAAAGCUGGAGUUUGUUCGAUCAUCAUUGGGAGCUGACUACUGUAUCAACUACUCAAAGGUCCCCGACUGGGCUUCAAAGGUCCUGGAGCUGACUGGGGGUAAGGGGGUGAACCACAUCGUUGAGAUUGGAGGUAUUGGCACGAUCGAGCAGAGUCUCCAGGCUAUUGCCCCAGGUGGUGUCAUCAGCGUUGUUGGAUAUCUCGCGGGAUGCGAACCAGCACUGCGACCUGACGUGCCUCUCCUUGCUUUGCUCAAGAACUGUGUGGUUCGAGGCGUGUUGAUUGGCCCACGUUGUAUGUUGGAGGACCUGGUAAACUUUGUCUGUGGCCGAAAACUGAGACUCCACGUCGCGAAGGAAUAUUCGUUCACGCGAGAGGAUAUUGUUGCAGCCUACCGUGCCCUGCAAAGUGGAAAGCAUGUCUCUAAGAUCUGCAUUGUGAUGGAUUGA